AUAAACUGCCUGCAAUUCGACCUUCUGACCUUACUCACGGCGGCCUGAUUCUAAUUGAAGACCACCAGUUGACAACCAUUCUUUUGACGCUCCACAGGGGCCAGUUGAGAUGUCGUACAUGCCGCUACGAGGAGGGUCGAGGGGAGGGAAGGACCAGUUCCAGUGGGACGACGUGAAGGCCGACAAACAUAGGGAAAACUAUCUCGGUCACUCGGUUAUGGCACCUGUUGGUCGCUGGCAGAAGGGUAAAGACCUUUCAUGGUAUAGUAAGAAAUCAAAGGUUCUGGGUCAAAAAGAAAUCCUGAAGGCGGAGAUUGCAGCUGUGAAAAGGGCAGAGGAAGAAGCAAUGGCAGCUGCACUAGGACUGAAGCCCAAGGCGUUGACGACAGGGAGUGUCUCGAAGCAGGAGCUGGCUGAGGCGUGCAGGCGACAGAGUGUGGACGAGAAAGAGGAGGAGGGGCAGGAGGAGAGGAUGACUGGCCUCGGCUUUAUGAAAUGGUCUCAUCGUCACUCCAGCCAGUCAGCUGCCACUGGAGCUGCCAUGUUUGAGUCCAGACCAGUUCAUGAGGUGGAGAGUGGCCCAGUGGCCCCUCCUUCUCUCCCUCCCCCAUCUCCUUCCACUACCACUGCUACCUCUGUGGCUGCCAGCCAGCACAGGACACAGGAGGGUCUCUUGGUGGAUAAGGACAAGCGUUCCGCUUCUCGACACGGCAGAGGCAAGGACAAAAAUGAAGCCUCCGAUAAAGGACACUUGGAUCCAUUCAGGAAGAAGAAGAGAAAGAAGGAGAAAUCCAGAAAGAAGCCGAAGAAGGAACGCAGCCGCAGAAACCAUCGCAGUUCAUCUAGUGAUUCGGAGGAAGUGACUAGCAGACAGAGGAGGAAACGAGACGAGAGUAGUGGUGACAUUCGAGGAAGAUAACGACCAGAAACGACAAAAGAAGAGACGGCUUCCCAGCAGUAGUGAUUCAGAGGAGGAGGGGAAGAGGGACAAGAGGAGAUUGUCUGAGUGUGAGUCGGGGGAUUGUGACAUUGAAGAGGAGGGGAGGAAGAGAAAGAAGGACAAUGUACGGAGAGAUAGACACGAGGUUGAGAGAGUGAUUCUGAGGAAGAGCAGAGGAGAAAGAGGAGGAAGAGGGAGAAGAGACAGAGGGAGAUAAGCAAGUUGGGGGUGAGAGACUUGGAGAAGGAGGAGGAGAGAAUGAGGAGGAAGAGGGACAAAAGACCAAGGAGAAGAUCCGAGAGUGGGUCGGAAGACAGGGAGAGUAACAAGAGGAGGCGGAGUCCACGGGGGGAUAAAACAAGAAAUUCUCGUCGUCACAGACAUGACAGCUCUAGUGACUAGUUCCUCUCACCCCCAUCCAUUCUCCUACUUUUGUAUAACUAUAAUACCAACUUUUAACGUACAUUAAUAAUGCAAUGAUUGUGUGAGAAUAAAGGAUCUACGUGUGUAGCUACUGGGUUUCAGCUAGUCUUUUCUUUAGUUCUGGCACUAGGCGAGCCAUCUCUACAAACUCCUCUUGUCUGGUGUGAGUGUCCCUAAUCUUGACCCCUCCCCUGGCUGUCUCCUCUUCCCCCAGGAUAACGAGCAGGGG
Molecule: messenger RNA, 1592 nt
Organism: Geodia barretti
Lineage: Eukaryota; Metazoa; Porifera; Demospongiae; Tetractinellida; Geodiidae
Source: the annotation of a GenBank genome assembly